Messenger RNA from Tuber melanosporum (Perigord truffle), 2578 nucleotides. RefSeq lists its product as uncharacterized. The coding region runs from base 449 to 1813 and encodes 454 amino acids. Gene Ontology annotation, cellular component: cytoplasm; nucleus. Gene Ontology annotation, biological process: signal transduction; peptidyl-serine phosphorylation; endocytosis. Gene Ontology annotation, molecular function: protein serine/threonine kinase activity; ATP binding. Lineage: Eukaryota; Fungi; Ascomycota; Pezizomycetes; Pezizales; Tuberaceae. The transcript has 7 exons. The record is from RefSeq and is a predicted model, not a curated record.
GCCCUUCCGUCUCUCACUCAUUACCACGCUUCUUUAACCGUCCCUUUUGAUUCGGUGCAAUACGGAGGACUAUCGGAGUGGUGUGUAGCACGGUGACCGUCGGUGGCUUCAUCAUUUCAUUCCCUUUAAAACUUUCCCAAGCUCUCGUAGACCAUACGCUCCCCUACACAACCACCUGUAGACUUUUUUUCUUUUCUUCCACUUUCCUCUGGUGGUCUUAAUUUACUCAAGGAAUCACUCAUCCUCCCCCAAUCCACUUUUUCGCUUGACAAGCCCUGGUUUUGCUGCCAUCACUUCAAAACCGAGACGCAGCCCUCUGUUCGCAUCCCUAGCGUUUCAACGUUCUGGCGCCUAACAGCUGCGCUUCAGCAACAUCCACGGACAACAUCGCCCUCUCAUAAUACCGAUUUUCGAUACCCGGUAACGAGCAGGAGCAGUAUUGUCGACAAUGUCGUCUUCUUCCUCGAAUGUGGUAGGUGUACACUACAGAGUCGGGAAGAAGAUCGGAGAGGGAUCCUUUGGUGUUAUUUUCGAAGGAGUCAACUUGCUAAAUAAUCAGCAUGUUGCAAUCAAGUUUGAACCGAGAAAAAGUGAUGCUCCUCAGCUGAGGGAUGAAUACAGAACAUACAAGAUUCUGGUUGGCUGCCCGGGCAUUCCUAAUGUUUAUUAUUUCGGACAGGAGGGUUUGCACAAUAUCCUAGUCAUUGACCUUCUGGGACCUAGCUUGGAGGAUCUGUUUGAUCAUUGCGGCAGGCGAUUCUCGAUAAAGACUGUUGUCAUGGUGGCUAAGCAAAUGUUGUCGCGGGUUCAAACCAUCCACGAAAAGAACCUAAUUUAUCGCGAUAUCAAACCAGACAAUUUCUUGAUUGGGCGUCCUGGGACAAAGUCUGCCAAUAUAAUUCACGUGGUUGACUUUGGCAUGGCUAAACAAUAUCGAGACCCCAAGACUAAGCAGCAUAUUCCCUACAGAGAGCGCAAGAGUCUCUCGGGCACUGCUCGAUACAUGAGUAUAAAUACGCAUCUUGGACGAGAGCAGUCACGAAGAGAUGAUUUAGAAGCAUUAGGACAUGUCUUCAUGUACUUUUUGCGAGGUGGAUUACCAUGGCAAGGUCUGAAGGCUGCUACCAACAAACAAAAGUACGAAAAGAUCGGUGAGAAGAAGCAGACAACCGCAAUUAAGGAACUCUGCGAUGGAUUCCCAGAGGAGUUCAAUCAGUACUUGAGCUAUGUACGCAACCUUGGGUUCGAAGAUACGCCUGAUUACGACUUGCUUCGGGACCUUUUCACACAGGCACUAAAGAAUACCGGGGAAGUUGAGGAUGGUGAAUAUGAUUGGAUGAAGCUUAAUAAUGGAAAGGGUUGGGAGGCCAUCUCAAAGCACCCCUCUUCACACAACUAUCACACAGCCCAUAAUCAGGCUCACGGAACCAACGGGGAGCUGCGACUUCUUCCUCCGGCCCAGGUUCGUCAACCUCCACAGCUCACCCCGAGUCGUUUAAACGCCCCGCAUCCCCCGCCACCAUCGCCAGGAAAGCCGAUGGGUCCGACGCGCGGCGACAGGCAAAACGCUCCAGGCGCAAUGCCGACCAAACGACCGAGCGGACCGGCGGGGGGGUUGCAGAAGCCAGUGGUCACACCAACAGCCAGCACACAAGCCCAGUUCCAAGCAUCGAACACGAAUCUCCCGCCUACAACCAGAGGGCCUUCAUCCCAGGUUCUGAACAGCCAACAGAACCAACCGAGGAACAACCCGGCAGAGCCUAGGAGAAGCUUUGUGCAGAAGUUAGCGGCAGCUUUCUGUUGUGGUGGUUGAUUCGUCUUGUUUUCGCAUAACUUUUUGUUUCGUAUUCUUCAAACAACUGUUUAAUAAUAUUACCCUCUGCUUUCUUAUUACUAUAUCCGGUUGCGCCAUUUCCUUUUCGACUCUUACCGAUACACAAACCCUUCACCAAGGGGCUAUUACGACCAUGAUACGAAUUGAAAAACAAGCGAAGUUCGCAGCAUGUGGGGAGGUAUAUAAAUGAGCGGGGGGGAGGAGGGUUGUAGCGGUUGAGCAUGUUUUUCCUUUAUUCCCUUUCCUUUUUGUCGAAUAGGUGUAGAAGCGAUGAACUGUUACGGGUAGGGGGGGGUUAAGCCAUGAAAGAGAAGGUGGAGGAAAGUAUUAGUUAGUCACCAGUCUUUUUCUCACCCAUUUUUUCUCACCUUCUCUUGGCCCACUUCCAGAGAUGAAGAUGAAAAAAGUUUUGGUUGGAGAGCAAAAAAAGCGAAAUCUUUCCCCGGUGUUUUUUGUCAUCCCUUUUUUUUUCUUUUUUCUUUUUCUAUACAUAUUUCCUGCGGUUUCUUGUCUGGAGGGGUUUUCCAUCGUUAUUUUCACUGUUUCCUGCUUGUAACUCUUUCUAUUUCUUUCUUUCCUUCUGGCAUCUUUUCUCUCUUUUGACAUAUUGAUAAUUGGCUCAUACAAGUACUUUCCUCGUGUCUCUUAAUUCACUUACAGGUGUUUAUUGACUUUUCCCUUCCUUUUUUUCCCGUUUCCAUUCACCAGCCAAACGUGUUAAUUUACCCCUUUGUUCGACUCCUG